AUGAAGUUCUCUACUGCCGUUUCUGCUAUUGCUCUUGGCUUCGCCUCGGUUACUUCCGCCAUCACUGUAUCAUACGACACCGGCUACGAUGACACCAGCCGCUCUAUGACGGCCGUCUCCUGCUCUGACGGCGCAAAUGGUCUGAUCACCAAGUACGGCUGGCAGACGCAAGCCAACAUCAAGACACCCUACUACGGCGGCUACCAGGGUGUUGCUGGCUGGAACUCUCCCCAGUGCGGGACCUGCUACAGCCUGACCUACAACGGCAAGACCAUCUACGCGCUCGCCGUUGACCACACCGCCGCCGGCUUCAACCUCAACAAGAAGGGUCUCGAUGCCCUCACCAACAACCAGGCCACUCAGCUAGGUCGUGUGGACGCCCAGUACUCCCAGGUCGCCCUGAGCAACUGCGGCCUGUAG
This is a messenger RNA of Didymosphaeria variabile, 420 nucleotides long. RefSeq lists its product as uncharacterized. NCBI's taxonomy places the organism in Eukaryota, Fungi, Ascomycota, Dothideomycetes, Pleosporales, Didymosphaeriaceae. The transcript has a single exon. The coding region runs from base 1 to 420 and encodes 139 amino acids. The record is from RefSeq and is a predicted model, not a curated record.